Trachymyrmex cornetzi is the source of this 417-nucleotide messenger RNA. RefSeq lists its product as uncharacterized. The coding region runs from base 1 to 417 and encodes 138 amino acids. NCBI's taxonomy places the organism in Eukaryota, Metazoa, Arthropoda, Insecta, Hymenoptera, Formicidae. The transcript has a single exon. The record is from RefSeq and is a predicted model, not a curated record.
AUGACCGCGAUCAGAACGGAAGCCCGACGUGGCUUGUUACUUAGCUGGCUUGGAAGAUGCACGGCCGGUGGAGAAGUGGUGAAAGCCAUCCGAUCUUGCCUCCGGGAAUGGAUCGAAGCUAGGGUCGGGAACACCUUCUACACAACCCGGCUGUUGACUGGAUAUGGCUGUUUUGGUCAGUAUUUGAAACGCAUCGGGAAGGAAGUCUCGGAGCGGUGCUGGCAGUGCAGGGUAAUGGCCGACAUUGCCGGGCACACUCUUCGGUACUGCACGGAAUUCACCGACCAGAGGGAGAUGUUGUCCUCGGUGAUCGGUCGGAAUCUCUCAAUGCCUGCCAUCAUGCGAGCAAUGAUGAGAAGGGAGACUCGGGAUGCGGUCGUUAAAUUUUGCGAGAGCGUCAUACGCCGUAAGGAAUGA